Molecule: messenger RNA, 378 nt
Organism: Angiostrongylus costaricensis
Lineage: Eukaryota; Metazoa; Nematoda; Chromadorea; Rhabditida; Metastrongylidae
Source: the annotation of a GenBank genome assembly
AUGGUGAUGGGAAAGAACUGUACCUACAAUGCACGUACACUUGCAUCCGAGUGCUCGAUAGACGACUUUCUUAUGCAAGCAAGAAGGGUAAGGUACGACGUCAUCGGCCUGGCCGAGACGAGAGGACGCCAGCCUUUCAACGCCGUCUAUGACACCGGAGAAGAACUGUUCCUCGGAACAUGUGACAGCAGAGGAGUCGGCGGCGUAGGCGUUCUCGUCAACACGAGUUUGUCUAUGAACAUCCAUUCAUUCGAACAACUUACAACCCGAAUCGGACGUACACGAUUGAAGAGAUGUGGAACAACACCGGCUUUGACAAUCUUUGCCUUUUACGCUCCGACAUCUAACUAUGACGAAAAAGAAGUCGAAGCAUUCUAA